CAGUUAUUUUAUAAGUAUUAUAAAACAUUCACUUCUCCCCGCCAAUCAUGGAAAAUGGACCAGUUUCUUGUUUACCAACAACUCCCAAGAUGUCCAAAGCUAAAAAAGUAAUCGAAGAAGCUUUGGAAAAUCAAAAUCCAGAGCUGGAUCUGGCUGAUAAAGGGGUUGUAUCUUUUGAAGAGAUGCCUGGACUCGUUGAUAUGCAUAAUAUAACACGAAUCACAUUGAGUCAUAACAAAAUACAAAAAGUGCCUCCUGGAAUUGCAAAUUUAACACAAUUAGAAAUGUUGAACUUAUUUAACAAUCAUAUUGAUGAGUUGCCUGUAUCCUUGUCUUCCAUGCCAAAGCUUAGGAUAUUGAAUGUUGGAAUGAAUCGUUUAGACUCUUUACCCCGUGGAUUUGGUGCCUUUGCUGUGUUAGAAGUUUUGGAUUUAACUUAUAAUAAUUUAAAUGAAUCAAGUUUACCUGGAAAUUUCUUCAUGUUAGAAACAUUAAGGGCAUUAUAUAUGGGUGACAAUGACUUUGAAACUAUACCUUCUGAAAUUGGACAGUUAAAAAAUCUUCAAAUAUUAGUACUUCGAGAAAAUGAUCUCAUAGAUAUACCAAAAGAAAUUGGGUAUUUGCCCAGACUACGUGAAUUACAUAUUCAAGCCAAUCGUUUAACUGUACUACCACCAGAGUUAGGUAAUUUGGAUUUGAUUGGCAAUAAAUCUGUGCUAAGAAUGGAUUUCAAUCCAUGGGUUGCUCCAAUAGCUGAUCAACUUCAAGUUGGUGUGUCUCACGUUAUUGAUUACAUUAGAUCUGAGACUUAUAGAUAUUUAUAUAAUCGACAUAUAACUGCCAGAGGUCCUCCUCCACCAAAGCUUAAUGAUAAAACCAGGAAAAUAUCUAGAAAUCGUCAAUACAGCUAGAUUUAAAUUUAUCAAUCACUUUAUAUAUAUUUUAUAGAAUGACCUAACAGUUUUAUUGAUUUUUUUUAACAAUCGUAUGUUUCCUAACAACAAAAAAUUGUUUGUAAUUUUGUAUUUUUAUCCAAGUCCUAAAAUUUUAACAUCAAAAAAUUUGUUGGUAAUUUUUUUGUUAUUUAUUUGUUGUGAAAUAUAAUUUUAUUAAUGGGUUAAAAAUUAUUUAUAAAAACUAAUAUUUUAAUAUAUGUACAAUUUAUUUAUUUUAA
Molecule: messenger RNA, 1174 nt
Organism: Daktulosphaira vitifoliae (grape phylloxera)
Lineage: Eukaryota; Metazoa; Arthropoda; Insecta; Hemiptera; Phylloxeridae
Gene: ics
Product: ras suppressor protein 1
Exons: 7
Coding region: 48-911 (287 amino acids)
Molecular function (GO): protein binding
Source: RefSeq, a predicted model, not a curated record